This is a messenger RNA of Eruca vesicaria subsp. sativa (arugula), 1668 nucleotides long. The record is from the annotation of a GenBank genome assembly. Lineage: Eukaryota; Viridiplantae; Streptophyta; Magnoliopsida; Brassicales; Brassicaceae.
AUGGGGAAUUGCUGUGGAACGGCUGGAUCUUUGAUUGUUAAUGAAAAGCUAAAGAAAGGUUUAAAACUUGCAAAUCCUUUCUCCAUCGACUACGGUCACCGCCACGACGGCGAGAAGCUUGUUGUCCUCAAGGAGCCAACGGGUAGAGAGAUCAAGCUGAGAUACAAAUUAGGUCGGGAGCUAGGUCGAGGAGAGUUUGGUGUAACGUAUCUAUGCACAGACAACGAGACCGGAGAUGUUUUUGCCUGCAAAUCAAUCUUAAAGAAGAAGCUGAGAACGGCUGUGGAUAUAGAUGACGUUAGGAGGGAAGCUGAGAUCAUGAGGAUUAUGCCUGAGCAUCCAAAUAUUGUCACGUUGAAAGAGACUUAUGAGGAUGACAAAGCUGUGCAUUUGGUUAUGGAGCUUUGUGAAGGUGGUGAGCUUUUUGAUAGGAUUGUGGCUAGAGGUCAUUACACGGAGAGAGCUGCAGCUUCGGUUGUUAAGACAAUCAUGGAAGUUGUUCAGAUGUGCCAUAAGCAUGGUGUAAUGCAUAGAGACUUAAAACCUGAGAACUUCUUGUUUGCAAACAAAAAGGAAACUGCAUCUCUAAAGGCCAUUGAUUUUGGUCUCUCUGUUUUCUUUAAACCAGGUAAUACUUUUUAUCUUAGAUGCUUGGCCAAGAAGCAAUAUUUUAACCUAAAAUUGUUUAUCUUUGCAGGUGAGAGGUUUAAUGAAAUUGUUGGGAGUCCAUACUACAUGGCUCCUGAGGUGUUAAAGCAGUGUUAUGGACCAGAGAUUGAUAUUUGGAGCGCAGGAGUAAUCCUUUACAUAUUGCUAUGUGGUGUUCCACCUUUUUGGGCAGAAACCGAUCAUGGAGUAGCCAAAGCGAUUCUACGGUCUGUGAUUGACUUCAGAAGAGACCCCUGGCCUAAAGUCUCUGCCAAUGCAAAGGAUCUGAUCAAAAAGAUGCUUCAUCCUGACCCAAAACGUCGUCUCACAGCUCAACAAGUCCUUGAACAUCCAUGGAUACAAGAUGGUAAGAAUGCUCCAAAUGUUUCAUUAGGUGAAACCGUAAGAGCAAGGCUUAAGCAAUUCACAGUUAUGAACAAGCUCAAGAAAAGGGCACUCAGAGUUAUAGCUGAGCAUUUAUCGGAAGAAGAAGCAUCAGGCAUCAAAGAAAGGUUUCAAGUGAUGGACACUAGCAAUAGAGGAAAGAUUACCAUCGAUGAGCUAAGAAUCGGAUUGCGUACACUAGGAAUUAUCGUUCCUCAAGAUGACAUUCAAAUCUUGAUGGACGCGGGAGAUGUUGAUAAAGAUGGAUACUUAGACGUUAAUGAGUUCGUAGCCAUAUCGAUACACAUCAGGAAGAUGAGCAGUGACGAGCACUUAAAGCAAGCCUUUACGUUCUUUGACCAAGACAAGAGUGGUUACAUCGAAAUAGAGGAGUUACGAGAAGCCUUGGCGAAUGAAUUUGAUAAAACUAGUGAAGAAGUUCUUGAAGCCAUUAUACUUGACGUUGAUACCAAUAAGGACGGAAGAAUAAGUUAUGAAGAGUUUGCAACGAUGAUGAGAACAGGAACGGAUUGGAGAAAAGCUUCGAAGCAGUUCUCGAGGGAUCGGUUUAAGAAUCUUAGUUUCAAGCUGAAGCAAGAUGGGUGCUUGCAGUUUAAUAAUGGCAAUACAGUGUAG